This is a messenger RNA of Pygocentrus nattereri (red-bellied piranha), 658 nucleotides long. RefSeq names its product fatty acid binding protein 3, muscle and heart (gene fabp3). Gene Ontology annotation, cellular component: cytosol; nucleus. The coding region runs from base 112 to 513 and encodes 133 amino acids. Gene Ontology annotation, molecular function: fatty acid binding. Lineage: Eukaryota; Metazoa; Chordata; Actinopteri; Characiformes; Serrasalmidae. The record is from RefSeq and is a predicted model, not a curated record. The transcript has 4 exons. Gene Ontology annotation, biological process: fatty acid transport.
GCACGAGCUCGGCUCCCCUUCUCUCAUAUUCUGUCUCCCAUUAUCCGCUCGUUCAUUCUCCCUCUUGCCGUUCGUUCUCGCUCUGCGUUCCCCCUUCGCGCGACAGAAACCAUGGUUGAGGCUUUCGUUGGCACAUGGAACCUGAAGGAGAGCAAGAAUUUCGACGACUACAUGAAGGCUCUCGGUGUGGGCUUUGCAACACGGCAGGUUGGCAGCAUGACCAAACCCACCACAAUAAUUUCCUUGGAAGGGGAUGUCAUCACACUAAAGACAGUCAGCACUUUCAAGACCACAGAGAUCAAAUUCAAACUGGAAGAAGAGUUUGACGAGACAACUGCAGAUGACCGUAAAGUGAAGUCUUUGGUGACCAUUGAUGGAGGCAAGUUGGUGCAUGUUCAGAAAUGGGAUGGCAAAGAGACGACACUGGUCCGAGAAGUCAACGGCAACAAUCUCACACUGACACUAACUCUUGGUGAAGUCGUCUGUACGCGAUCCUAUGUGAAAGGAGAGUGAAGUGAAACCCAUCCUGCAACCCUGUCCUUGGUCCUGCGCAUGCCUUCUUUUUGGUCAAGUACAUUUUCAACGGUUAAUAGUCCUUGCCCCCUUUUCUUUGUUCCGUACCCAAAAAGGGAAUAAAACUACCUUUUACACCCAAAAA